AUGACGACACAAAAAUAUGAUGAUGAAUCUCCAAUGGAGAUUGAUGCAACUAACGAUGCAUUUGCAUACGAUGACCAAACAACAACAACAUCAGUUGAUCCAAUUGAUCAAGCGAUUGGUUUUUCGCCAAACAAACAACGGGAACUACCGGUGAACUUAAGUCAAACAGACCUGCUCGAAGAGCCCAUCUCAAACCAGUCUAUCAACGACGACGAUGAUGAUGAAAGAGGUGUGAGUGAAAGCCAUGGAUACAUAGAUCAUGCAAUACUGUGUGAAGAGGCUCGUGAAUUAUUAAAAAUUUAUUAA
Molecule: messenger RNA, 306 nt
Organism: Rotaria sordida
Lineage: Eukaryota; Metazoa; Rotifera; Eurotatoria; Philodinida; Philodinidae
Source: the annotation of a GenBank genome assembly